GAGACGAGCUAUAUAUUCUCGCCGGGCGAUCGGGUCAAACCUAAAUCGCUCUUGAUUUCUCCGAUCGCCCUCGGGCCGCGGCGCCGGUGAAAUCGGAGGCGACGCUUCUCCUCCUCUCGCUGCCUCGGGCGGCCCUCGCGCAGUUUCUUAUGCCCGCCAAUCGUUGCGCAGAAUCCUAAAUCAACUCAAAUUGAGAGGUUCUUCAUCGGGAAUUAUUGGAGGGGUGGUGGUAUUGGCUCUCCGAUUGGCCUCAGCGUGUGUUAAUGGCAGACAGGGCAUGUGUCAAACGCCUUCAAAAAGAAUAUCGUGCAAUUUGCAAAGAACCACCUCCUCAGAUUGUGGCGCGUCCUUCUCCUUCUGAUAUUCUUGAUUGGCAUUUUGUACUUGAAGGAAGUGAAGGCACACCAUUUGCUGGUGGAUGUUACUAUGGAAGGCUCAAGUUUUCCCCUGAGUACCCAUUCAAGCCUCCCAGUAUUCGCAUGGUAACUCCCAAUGGACGGUUUGUCCCUAAUGAGAAAAUCUGCUUAUCCAUGAGUGACUUUCAUCCAGAGUCCUGGAAUCCUAUGUGGUCUGUAUCAAGUAUAUUGACAGGGCUUCUAUCCUUCAUGUUGGAUAAACAUCAGACUACUGGCAGCAUUAGAUCUUCUGAUAAUGAAAAGCGAGAACUAGCCAAGGCUUCACUGGCAUACAAUUGUGAAAGCAAGAAUUGCCCUAGUUUUAAGAAACUCUUCCCAGAAUAUGUAGAGAAGUACAACAAACAAAAGUCUCGAGCAUCGGCCAUUUCACAACAGCCACCGGAGGAUAAAUCAGGUCACCUGUCCGCCAAAGCAGAACAAACUGGAACACAAGAUCUCAAAGAGUUUGUAAAUGAUGCUGGUAAGAGAAGGCAGGGAAAGCAGUUGCCAUUCUGGAUAGUACUGCUGUUGUUAUCCAUCUUUGGCAUCGUCAUAGCCUUGCCUCUGAUGCAACUUUGAAUGGUGGCUAGGAAAAGGAAUAAAUUCCACAUUACAGGCUACAAAUUAUUAUAUUUGUGCGCUGUAGAUUUUUGUAUAGUCUAAGUUGGAUCCAGAUAGCGGUACAAACUUUUUCUGAUGAGCUGACAUCUUCUAGUUUAACUUGUUGAAAUACAUUUAACCAUUCAAUUUCUCAUUACCGGCAUCA
Molecule: messenger RNA, 1161 nt
Organism: Musa acuminata subsp. malaccensis (wild Malaysian banana)
Lineage: Eukaryota; Viridiplantae; Streptophyta; Magnoliopsida; Zingiberales; Musaceae
Product: ubiquitin-conjugating enzyme E2 34
Source: RefSeq, a predicted model, not a curated record